Molecule: messenger RNA, 1642 nt
Organism: Puma concolor (puma)
Lineage: Eukaryota; Metazoa; Chordata; Mammalia; Carnivora; Felidae
Gene: PEF1
Product: penta-EF-hand domain containing 1
Biological process (GO): COPII vesicle coat assembly
Molecular function (GO): calcium ion binding
Source: RefSeq, a predicted model, not a curated record
ACCGCCGGCGUGUGACGUCGAGUCGCCAUGGCCAGCUACCCGUACGGGCAGGGCUGCCCAGGAGCUGGAGGACAAGCGCCCGGAGCCCCUCCGGGUAGCUACUACCCUGGACCCCCCCACGGUGGAGGGCAGUAUGGCGGUGGGGUACCCCCUGGUGGCAGUUACGGCGGGGGUCCUGCCCCCGGGGGGCCUUAUGGACCACCGGCUGGUGGAGGGCCCUAUGGACACCCCAAUCCUGGGACUCCAGGAGGACUAUAUGGUAGUGCGGCCCCAGGGGGUCCCUAUGGCCAGCCACCUCCGAAUUCCUACGGUGCCCAGCAUCCCGGGCCUUACGGACAGGGACCUCCUCCAGGUGGUGUUCCUCCCAACGUGGAUCCUGAGGCUUACUCCUGGUUCCAGUCCGUAGACUCUGAUCACAGUGGCUACAUCUCCAUCAAGGAGCUGAAGCAGGCUCUGGUCAACUCCAACUGGUCCUCGUUCAACGACGAGACGUGCCUCAUGAUGAUAAACAUGUUUGACAAGACAAAGUCAGGCCGCAUCGACAUCUAUGGUUUCUCGGCUCUGUGGAAGUUCAUCCAGCAGUGGAAGAACCUCUUCCAGCAGUAUGACCGGGACCGCUCGGGCUCCAUCAGCUACACUGAGCUGCAGCAAGCUCUGUCCCAAAUGGGCUACAACCUGAGCCCCCAGUUCACCCAGCUCCUGGUCUCCCGCUAUUGCCCGCGCUCUGCCAACCCCACCAUGCAGCUAGACCGCUUCAUCCAGGUGUGCACCCAGCUGCAGGUGCUGACCGAGGCUUUCCGGGAGAAGGACACAGCUGUACAGGGCACCAUUCGGCUCAGCUUCGAGGACUUCGUCACCAUGACAGCUUCUCGGAUGCUAUGACCCAGCCCAUCUGUAGAGUGGAGUGUACCAGGGGCCUUUCCUGGCCCCUUAGAGCGGGAGAGGCGUGCGGGCCUCUCCGCUUUUCCUGUCCCUCCUAGAAAAAGAUUCUCCCUUGCCUGAUGCAGCGCUGUUCCCGAAGAGGGCUGGGAGUCUUGUGUCAGUCACCAAAUAGCGGGGACCUAGGCUGAGGCCACACAAGAGGUGGCCAAAGAGAGGACUGGACGUUGAAUGCCCUUGGAGCCCUGAGUAUUUCAAUGGCCCAGCCUCGUGCCAGGAGCAGAAGAUGCCAGUUAGUGUCCAGUCCGCUGGGCUCUAGCCUCUAGCUGUCACUUCUCCACCCUGACACCAGGGGUAAGUGAUCAUCAGCCUCAUGCCAUUAGCACCUGAGUCCCUUCACCCAUACCGUCUUGUCAGAUGAACCCAGUUUCUCCAAAGUGGAAGCUGACCAAGCACGAGGGAGGUUUGUCCGCGGGACCAAGUGGCUUGGAUUCCACCACCCCGUGUCCCCAAAUCCCCGUGUGUUGUCUUGUAGCUGCCUGGCUGCUGGCCCUGCUCGGGGGCUUGGACCGCCUGCUCUCUGGGCACCCUUGGCCAGGCUACCCCUCUGCAGCUCGGACCCCUCACUUGCCUGCCAUUCUCUGCUCGGCUUCAAUCCCCAGGGGACAGUUGUCACCUCCCACUGCCAAUGCUGUUUUUUUAAGUUGUGUGUUUUUUCUUUCGGGGCCAAAAGUUCAGUGAAACUGUAAGCUCAAUAAAAGGA